UUAACUAUUUAUCAGUUUCAUCGCAUUUAACAUUUACUUCUACAAUGGAAACGUUUAAUGUUGGAACGAUUCUUUUGCUCUGCUCAAGUUUUAUUCUGCAGUCUUCCGCAAGAAUAACAAUUGUUACUCAGAUUGAACAUUCUUCGCAUAUAAUGAAAUCCCAUUGUGUUACAACUAACGAAAGUCAAACAUUGACCUGGACGACACCAUACGAUGAAUCAUAUUACGAAAAUUGCGAUGAUAAAUAUGAUGAUAGAAUGAUCUUCGUACCAAAUCAUUGGCAACUCGAAUCAAAUCACCAUACGUUCACAGGUCCAAUUCUGGAUCCACGAUGGCAAAUUUUUAAUACAUUUAUGACCAGGAAUAUGAACAAAGAGUCAAUAGACCUUACGCGCCCACUGAAAAUCUACUUUGAAUUCUCAUUUUCCAUAAAAUACCAGGAUGAUGCCGAAAUUUCCUUUUCUUUCAAUCGAACUUUAUUGCAAACUUUAUCGUUUAAGACCGAUGCACUUACCAUAUACUUUUAUAAAGGAUUCAUAGUGAAAAAACAGUUUAUAUUGUCUUUAGAUGGUUGGAAUCACUUUACCAUAAGAUACGAUGCGCAGACUAAGCAAUAUUUGAUGAUACAGAACGGAAACAUUGUAGUGGUCGAAGAUACAAACAAUUUCUUUGCUAUCGAUCAAGUUGAUAUGCAAUCAGAGGAAGGCGCAAUCUGGAAACUGCACUCAUACAAUUAUUACAGAACUAUUUUCAAUUUGUCUGAAACUAUGUUCGUUGAAAUGGUGCGACCUCGAGACGGCAAGUUGUGUUUGUCCGCAUAUUUUUAUUUCGAGCACAAAUUAACAGUCGAGUUGAGACUGGAUUCAAACAUCUACAAACAGCAGACAUUCGAGAAUGAUAAAAUGAGCUGGAAAUUAAUCAAAAUGGAAGCAUCGGUGAAUGGACGUACUGCAAAUCGUUUCUUCACAUUUUGGAUAAAAUAUAGACAUGAAAAAGAUAUUCUUUUCAGUCACCUCAAACUGAAUUCAGAUUGCGAGAGCGGCAUCAACAAAAUCAGCACUGACGUUAAAAUCGAUGAUUUGCAACUAGUUUCUUGCGAAUCUUUAAAUAAUCCAAAUGAAUUAGUUAAAAUGGAUGAAUUUAAUGGGACUAUCGUAGAUAGCGCCUGUUCAGUCGAUGAAUUCGGAUAUGAUUGCAUCAAAUGUAAAUCAGUCUUUGAUACGGAUGUUUGCUUGAAAACGAUGACCUGCGACGAGAUUAACAAAUGCUACUGCCAACCUGGAUUCUACGAAAAAUAUUGCUCCUUUGAUUGCGAAGAAGGAUUUGGAUUUGAGUGCGCUCAGAAAUGUGGAAAAUGCAAGGACAAUGAACGAUGUCAUCAUAUUAACGGUCACUGUUUAAAUGGAUGUGAAAAGUAUUACGUCGAACCAUUCUGCAAUGAGACCGAUUUACCUUACUUAAAGGAAGCACCCCGUGUACACAGCCCCUGUUCUGACUAUUCAUGUGAACUAAUAUUUAAUCCUGAUAUGUACGAAGGACGCAAAAAACCGGAUUCAUAUAACUUUCAAUAUCAAAACACUCAAUGGAUACGCGGAGGGGACCAGCUUAACAUAACAUCAUUUCCUCAAAUUCUAGAUAUUACUUACAAUACAAAUAAUACUAAAUAUAUAGUUAGAUUUGUAUUGUGUGUUAAAGAUGAAUGCAUGGAAGGCAACGAAGUUCCAACAUUGACUUUCAAUACUCCAUGAAAAUUAUAUUGUUCAACACUGUCUCGUAUGCAAUUAUAUAGUGACUAAAUUAUAGAAUAAAUGUAGAAUGAAACAACGAA
This is a messenger RNA of Nicrophorus vespilloides, 1828 nucleotides long. RefSeq lists its product as uncharacterized. The coding region runs from base 45 to 1748 and encodes 567 amino acids. The transcript is spliced from 9 exons. NCBI's taxonomy places the organism in Eukaryota, Metazoa, Arthropoda, Insecta, Coleoptera, Silphidae. The record is from RefSeq and is a predicted model, not a curated record.